AUGGUGCUGAUUUCGACGUCGGUAGCGGAUCGAGUACAGGACAAUAAAAACGUGUCCCAAGUGAUCAACUAUGAUCUGCCCAAGAAUAUAGACGACUAUGUGUAUCGAAUUGGCCGUACCGGUCGCGUUGGGAACAAGUGGCGUGUGACCAGCUUCUAUGAUCCUAACGAGGAUCAUACUAUAGCACCGAGUUUGGUGGAGAUCCUGCAGCAGAGUAAUCAAAACGUGCCCAACUCCCUCGGGCAUCUGGCUGAUAACAGCGGUGAUGAUGGUGGAGCAUUUAAUGGAUCGAUCUUCGGUGGCCGGGAUAUCGGUGAUUCAGCCGGAUCCCGUAUUGAUGUUCAACCGGCGCAGCAGGAAACCGAAGAGUGGUGA
Molecule: messenger RNA, 375 nt
Organism: Anopheles aquasalis
Lineage: Eukaryota; Metazoa; Arthropoda; Insecta; Diptera; Culicidae
Product: ATP-dependent RNA helicase vasa-like
Source: RefSeq, a predicted model, not a curated record